Messenger RNA from Pungitius pungitius (ninespine stickleback), 1831 nucleotides. It is a transcript of the gene eif5a, whose product is annotated as eukaryotic translation initiation factor 5A. Lineage: Eukaryota; Metazoa; Chordata; Actinopteri; Perciformes; Gasterosteidae. The coding region runs from base 44 to 568 and encodes 174 amino acids. The record is from RefSeq and is a predicted model, not a curated record. Gene Ontology annotation, biological process: positive regulation of translational termination; positive regulation of translational elongation; translational elongation. The transcript has 5 exons. Gene Ontology annotation, molecular function: ribosome binding; translation elongation factor activity; RNA binding.
UCCCUUCUGCCUUCUACGGAUGCCGCAGUAAAGUUGGCCGCGCAUGCGCACACUCGGGCCUCUUUUUUUCUCGGAAGCACCGCUGACCCAUCGCAACAUGUCCGAUCCCGAUCUUGACUUCACGGUUGGCGAGUCUGGCGCCUCCGCCACUUACCCCAUGCAGUGCUCUGCUCUGCGUAAGAACGGGUAUGUGGUGCUGAAGGGACACCCCUGCAAAAUUGUGGAGAUGUCCACCUCCAAGACCGGCAAGCACGGACAUGCCAAGGUCAACCUGGUUGGAAUCGACAUCUUCACCAACAAGAAGCAUGAAGAUAUGUGCCCCUCCACCCACAACAUGGAUGUUCCCUCCAUCAAGAGGCUAGAUUACCAGCUGGUUAACAUCAAUGAUGGCUACAUGUGCCUGAUGAGCGACACCGGGGACAUCAGGGAGGACCUGCGUGUCCCUGACAGCGAAAUCGGCAGAGAAAUCGAGGGGAAGUUUGAGGCUGGUGACGAAUUCAUGGUCACCGUCAUCGCUGCCAUGGGGGAGGAAUGUGCUGUCGCUACCAAGGUCCUGGCCGGCAAAUAAGGGGACGGACUUUGCUUCCCAGGCAACAAGCACCGCCCACAACCAGUCUCCUGCAUUCUCAUUGGUUCUGUCACCAAAGCGUCGGCCUUCACAGACAACCUCAAUCAUUCUGUUGUGAUUUCAUCGUUUUUAUCCCUCCCUGGCCCCCCCUCCCUCCCUCCCUCCCUCCUCACUUUUUAUCAUUUCUCCUUUGCAUUGCUGAUGGGAGUUCCACUGUGGCUCGCUGCGUGGUCCUCUGCUCUGAUCACUGAGGUUUUGUUUGGUUACAAUCUACUUUAUAUAUAAAAAAAACACUUCAAAAAUAACGCAUCAGUUGCUCAUUCCUGCUUCGUCUCUCUGCCUUCAACACCUUGGUUUCGCCACUCACAUUCCUGAACGUUUUAACAACGGGAUUCAGCUUUUGUAUGAUAUUUUUUAAAGUCUUGAUUAAAGCUGGUCUAGAGCCUUUUAGAGGGAACGUGCAGAGGACAGUUUGAGUUGUUGAAGCAGUGGGAGGGAGGAAAAGUCUCUGUAGAUGUUAACUUCGGGUUCAGGCCGUCCUCUAGCAGCCAUUACCAUCCAGCAUGGCCCCCCCGCUCUGGUCCCCGUGCGGAUCGGGGCUCGAUGAGGCUCCCCCCCCCCCCCCUGUCCCCUCCUAGUUGUUGGGAUUGGUGGUGGCUAGCACUUGAGGUCCACCCCAGCAUGUCAAAGCUCUAAAACAGAAAAGAAGUGUUUUUUGUUUUUUUUCUCCCCCCCCCCCCCCCCCCCCUCUUAGAAGAACAGAAACUUCAGUGAUUUUACCCGUGUGAUGCCAGUCUCUUGUCUGUAGAAGUUUGAGGAGCGCUUGUGCGCUCACACCUCUCGUCCAUUGGGAGGGGGGGGGGAGGGUUGAGGGCUCGCCCCGCUAUCCCCCCCCACCCCCCCUUCCCCUUCCCCCCCACAAUACAAAAGGAGUGUAAUACCUUGUUUUGAGAGGCAUGAGUGUAGCGGUGUGGGCCUCCGAAAUGUGGAAGGCGGUUUGCAGUGAGGCGUGUUUCUUUUUCCGAGGGAUCGGGUUGGGGAGGGUGGUAGAGUUGCAAACAUUUUUGUUCACUCGAGGCCUUUGUCACCUGACUGGAGAUGGCAAAAAAAAAACAAUAAAAUAAUGAAACAAUGGAAAAAAACUGCAAAACUGUCUGGUUUUCUGCCUCUUGCAUACGCUGUAAUUGUUAAAAUGUAAUGCUGGUUGACAGUGAAACACGAUGGAAAUAAAAUGCCCAAAUCUGAGCAAAAAUACUUAAUUCA